This is a messenger RNA of Parathielavia appendiculata, 3001 nucleotides long. RefSeq lists its product as uncharacterized. Lineage: Eukaryota; Fungi; Ascomycota; Sordariomycetes; Sordariales; Chaetomiaceae. The record is from RefSeq and is a predicted model, not a curated record. The coding region runs from base 190 to 2670 and encodes 826 amino acids. The transcript has a single exon.
ACGAGCGAGUCUCUCCCACCAACAGGAACAGGCACAAGCAACGGCCGGAACGACAAUACCCCUCUUCUGUCCCAAGAGGAGCAGUUUUCCGCUUCUUCUUCGAUUCUUCGAUUUCCCCGACCGCAGGGAAGCCAGGAGCUUGCCAACUGGAUUUCCAACAGCUCUCCCGAUAUCAUGCAACCCUCAAACAUGUCGGACACGAGCAGUCUGGCCGACUCGGCCUACGAAGUCAUCCAAGUGACCGACAACGAGAGCCAAUACGGCGGCCUGACUGAGUCCACCUGUUCUCUCUCUGCCCCCCGGCCCGACGACGUACACAGCUUGGACGGGUCCCAAGACCAUUACAACACCGAUUCCGAAGAAGAGUCCGACCACUCUUCGCACGCAUCAUCUAUCAGAUACGCCGACCAAACCCUACAGAACCCAUCGACACAGCUCUCGGCUACUCGCAACUUGGAAUACGGCCCAUCUACCGGAGGCUCUGGCGUCGUCGUUCGCUCCAUCGAGUGUCAGGAAACGGCCAGUGCUCUUCUCUCCGGCCAGAUCUCGGCCAAGCAUGUCAUUCGCGAGUUCGGCGAGGAUGAGUCUUCGGCCAUUUCACGAAACCUCGGUCUUCCAAACCGUUCCAAGCACUUGGUUGCCUCAAUCCGUCAGACCCUAUCUCCAUCAUAUCUUGCCAUGAACGAACCCUUCAGGGUUCUUUACGUGGGACAAGCGGAUACUCAAAGGACUAUUGUACUCAAGAUCUGCGACGCGAUCUGGGUCUCACCAAAGGACGGUUCCCAUGAACAAGACUAUUUCAACCGACACCGCGAAGGACUGUACAACAUCGUGCCCAUCUCGUCAUUCGGUCCUACCCCUGAGCUCGACCUGAUGGAAACAUCUCGGUACCAGAUCAGAGUGGAACACUGCACCUCCGCUGAAGCGUCGUUUGAGGAGGGCCAGCCUGAUAUCGUCUAUUCCAUCACCCUUGAUCAGGAGAGGUCCCAUCGAUCCUGCUUCUCCCCGAGCCACGACCCCGUCGUCCAUCCGAAAUGGAACCUGCCUCACAUUGCGGUGUUCUAUCUCUCCGAAAUAGACGACGCUGACGCUGAGCGGACGAGAGAUAUUACAUGCGACUUCAUGGAGCGCCAUGGUGUGCCAUGCUUGUUCAUUGCCGACCGACAGGACUUAGACCAUCCCUGUUGGCAAGACUACGUCGACCAGCACGCAAUCCACCUGUGCUUGGAGUCCAGGGAUCCAGAAAUGCCAAUGCAGCCUCGGCUCUUCCCAAUUGACUUGGCCUCGUUUGAGGAUAUUGACGCCCGGCAGAUGAACCGCAAUUUGGCUUUCCUGACCGGCAUGUCGGAAGCCGAGGACACGGCCUUCAAUCAAUGCGCCGUGUCUACCAAGCCAUUGUCGAUGCUGGAUUCAGCCCUGAGCAGCGUGAGACGAGCGUGGCCAUUACGGACCGAGCCCCAUUUCUCGGAACUAUCGAUCUCGUCGGUUCUUCACAAGCUCAUGGUCAUGAUCAUCCCCCUCGUCCUUCUUGCUCUGGUCAGGUGGCUGCAACCGGAGAGCUCGCACCACAUGCACCCAUCCUCCUCCACGGGCGUCUGUGUUUCCAUGCAGACCCAUUCCGUGGUUUUCACAACCAGCAAGAGCUCGUCGGUGGCGACAUCUACCAAAACGGUGGUGAUCAAUGUCACCUCCACCAAGACCGUCGAGGUUAGUCGGGCGAAGCCAUCAACUAGUACUUUGGCUUCUGUUUUGUCCUUUGCCGGGUUCCUUCCUGAGAAGCCAUCGAUUGUCCCCGCCGACAUCGAGCCCAAGAAGCCCGCCAACUCGUCGAAGAAGACGGUUUGCUCAGUCCGGGUUUACAGUCCGACCGAAUUUUUGGUGGCGGUUCCAACUCGGAAUAAGGUAGUGUGGCUUGCACAAGGGGCAAUCGACAUCGCGGUCCGCCGGGACGAAGAGACCAUCAAGUCAAAGAUCUCGUCUGUGGACGAAGGAGUGCUCGUCGAGCUUGAUCGGAAGGACGCCCACGGUGUGCUGAACGUCUCUGUGGUCACGAGCCGCAGGCCAAAGAUCAACGAGACUUUCCAGGUUGAUUUCGGCAAGUCGGCAGUCGUCGAGGCCUUAGACGCUGGCCUGCAUAUGCUGCAGGAUGCUCUCAGAAAAGUGCCGUGGACUGACGACGCACGCCAAGUCUUUGAGCACUCUCGAAGCUUACCCCAUGAUGUCGUGUCUGCCCUCGAGCGUGCAUCGGAAGCGGUUCGGGAACGUGCGACUGGCACAAUGAAGCGGGCCUCGGAUAUUAUCCGGGAGCAUCUUGCUCGCCAGCUCAAAUCAGCCGAAGCAAUGCGCAAGGAGGCGGAUCUCUCGGUGCUGCAGGCUCAAGUUGCGUCCAAGCUGUGGUGGUUCAAGAUGCAAGGAAAGAUGGAGGAGUACGCCGAAUAUCAGCGGAACGCGUCCCGGUUCAUCAAGAACAAGCACGACGAGCUUGUUAAUGCCCGAAAAGGCAAGGAGAAGACUUAUUCCAAGAAGGCAAGGCUGUUCCACGGGUUCCGGAGCGGGGCAUAUGUUCCCUGGAAGGAGGACUGUGAUAGACGUGGCGAGGCCGUGAAGGACUCGGGCUCGCGUGAAGGUGGGCGGGGUACGAGAUGGAGGAAGUUUAUGAGGGGGAUGUAACAUCUGCUGUUCUUGUUUUCUUUUACCUCUGAUUUGCUCUUUUCUGCUUUGCUGGGUUGGUUUUACGGGAGGUACACGGAUUUGGGGGAAGAGGAAUACCUGCGCAUCAAAGCUGCCCAGACUCAGUGGGUAUAUGGACUGGAGUUUUCGUCUAGGUUUUUGCUUUUCACUUUUCUAGGGAUUGAGGUCAUGGCAUGGGCUAUCUUUCGUUUUUACUCCGACAUGUCCCGACAGGGAGCUCUUGUAUGUAUCGGCUGGUGCGCUGGGGUAAAGGUGAAAGGCUGCCUCUGACAGGACAAACACCAGGUCCACGGGACCCGGAAGUAGAGCG